CAGGGUGAGCUGCAGUUAAUCCCGUGUCGGAGCGGAGAGGACUGACGGAGUCCGCGUCUGUAACUACACAAACUCUUUCCUCAGGCGAAGUCACCGACACAAAUCUCACAUUUCAUGACGCCGCAGAGUUCAACGCGAGACACGAACUUUCAGCGGGGGCGGUGGUGUUUGGGAGACGCGGAGGUUCACGGGAAGGCUCAGCGUGGAUGUCCGGGGAGCCACGGUGAAGAAGAACUCAGGCCGUUUGUGGGUUAUUUAUAUUUAUGGUCGUGAGUUUGUCUGCUGGAGGACUUUAAAGCAGCAGCGCGUUAACCAGGUUUAAAAACACGAUCGUCAGGGAGCUGUGGUCUGUAACGAUGUUGAGGCUGUGGAGGCGAGACAUGCUGCUCUCAGAGAGGCUGGGAGAAGACUCUCCGUUGGUCGCGGUGCCUGGCCCCCUGGCCACAGCAGCCCCGACGGGACCCAACAUUUCAUGGCUACCUGAAGCCCCACAUCUGAUCCCAGAGCAGCCGAUCUUCCUCAUGACCCCUGCAGCUCAGGCUGUGUCAGGCUUCUUCGUGUGGACGGCACUCAUCCUCACCUGUCACCAGAUCUACAUGCAUCUACGCUUUUACAGCUCACCCAGGGAGCAGCGCCACAUCGUGAGGAUCCUCUUCAUCGUCCCUAUCUACGCCUUUGACUCCUGGCUCAGCCUCCUCUUCUUCACCAAUGACCAGUACUACGUGUACUUUGACACCGUCAGGGACUGCUACGAGG
Paralichthys olivaceus (Japanese flounder) is the source of this 756-nucleotide messenger RNA. NCBI's taxonomy places the organism in Eukaryota, Metazoa, Chordata, Actinopteri, Pleuronectiformes, Paralichthyidae. The record is from RefSeq and is a predicted model, not a curated record.